Molecule: messenger RNA, 5421 nt
Organism: Penicillium brevicompactum
Lineage: Eukaryota; Fungi; Ascomycota; Eurotiomycetes; Eurotiales; Aspergillaceae
Exons: 2
Coding region: 1-5421 (1806 amino acids)
Molecular function (GO): protein binding
Source: RefSeq, a predicted model, not a curated record
AUGAGCAACCAACCAUGGCUGGACAGUCUGUCCGAUGACUGGCCGUCAAUGCCAGCGUCACCCACCAGUCCGUCUACCCAACCUAUGUCGUCUCCCAAAGCUCCAUGCAGUCAGCAGGGGACACCUAGUCGCAUUCCAGUGCCUGCUCGGCGCUCCGAACAAUCACCCGGGGACAAGUCAAAGGACAAGAAGGUUACCCGCCCAUGCCACUUUCACCGAAAAACACCUCCCACUCCAAAGACCCCACGGACGCCCAAGACUCGCAAACCUCGAUCGCCCUUACCUUCCCAUUCACACUCGCAUACGCCAAAGACGAGCUCAAAGGCUAGCCCCAGGCCGAGUCCCGGCGCGGGACGUAAACAGUCCGCAAUGGAUACGCGCUCCCCGCUACGAUCGGUGUCAAAUGUCUCCAACACGUCAAAUCAGUCGGAAUUACAGGGUACGGUGCAAAUAAAUACAAAGAAGAGCAAGGAUACGAAAGAAGGUACGCCAGAAUGGCGACGGCGACUAGUGCGCGGGGAAAUCGCUCCUGGUGAGCACAAGGAUUUAUUCGCGCCCAUGGGCCUGGAAAGCGUGUUCAAACCGCCCACGCCCGGCGCGGCGCAAGACGAAUCCACGCCAUUCACCAAACAAGACGAUCAACUAUGGGAUUUCACCGAUACAUCUUCGCGACAGGACAGAGAGGGCCAGAGCACCCGCGAGGACGAUACACAACGCGCCAAUGAGAUAAUUGACGGCAUAACAUACGAGGAGACCCCGCAAGGUACGGUAAAUCACGCGCCUUGGGGAAACAACGGUCCCCGGGAAGGAGAGUGGGAUCCAGAAGGAUUCUCGCAGCCGGACGAUACCCAGCAACGGACUGCGAGUGGGUUGGAGGACUUGCGCAACGAGGGGAUCACGCCUAUUACCUUCACGCGAAACAACACCGUCGAUGGCAAUGCAACCUCCGAAGUGAUCAAAUCCGCGCUGAAGCAGGUCACCAAUAAGCUGGAAGGACUGUCAAUUCAAAACGACAGCCGGGCCGAUUCGCCGGCCAGUGACAGUUUGCUUUUCGAGAACCAUAGCGAGCCUCAUCUCAAUGAAUCUCGUGAUGACAGCCUGCUCGACGUGACCAGCCACUCUUUACCCCAAGAUCUGUCGAUGGGCACGGUGGACUUCAACAGCCGCCGGGGAAAUCGCUCCUUCCCUCGCAGGUUCUCCCCUUCGCCCUUUCCUUCGCAUCGCCUUUCCCCCACAACUCUCGCCAACUCAAAAAUCCGCAGCUCUCCCUUGUUCAACCCACCCAACAGAGCUGGCUCCCCUGGCCUGCCACGCCCUUCCUCUUCUCACGUCCGUCCAUCAACGGCCGGCACGGAAGGAAAUGAUUCGAAAAUGCCGUCUUCUGGCAGCCCAUUGAAGUUGUUUGGGGACCAUGACACAUUUACCAACAACAGACUUUUACGACGGAUGAGUCAAUUUGAGGACAAUUACAGUGAUGGCUCUGAAGAGGAGGGGCCCCCUUCACCCUCCGAAGAAGCGCGGAGGAAAGGCGAGAGUCGCAGCUUUUUGAGUGCGCGACACGAACCACUGCGCGAGAUUUCACCCAGACGAAACGAACGCGUCGGAUCUCGCGACAAUGGCCACCGGAUAAGCCAAUUCGGUGGUGGAGAGUUGGACAAGUUCGAUUUCUCCGACAACAGCCCUUACGAACACAAGCUUGUUUAUGAUGAGGCCGCAGGAUUCGGAUCGCGACCAACCUCGCGUAAACGGUCAUCGACGCGCCAACAGUAUCUUCGCGGGCCCUCCCAGCAGGGUGUAUACCAUUAUAGCAGAUCGGCUAGCUCAGGGUUCACUCGGAAGCCGUCUGCAUGGAUGCGCCAAGAUUUCUUCGAUGAUGUGCGACCUGGGUCUCGCCCAAGCAACAAGGAAAACGUGGCUCCUGAUGUCAAGCGAGUUCCACGAGCUCCGGGUCUGGACCCUACUCCCAAGCGGCGCCGAACCAUCAUGAGGAAGAAUAGCGCGGAGCCUAGCCAUAAUACCAACGGUGAUUCACCUCCAAAAUACGGUGAAAGCAUGUCAUUGUUGCAAAGAAGCUUGAUGCAACAUGGCAUGCAGCUUGAAAACACCGAGUAUCUCGCCCCACCGAGCAUAUCCCACUCGAUGCAGCGGCCGCGGACGCCCACGCCAAGUCAGAUACGAGCAGCCGAGCAAAGUCGCAUCUCAUCUUAUAGAGACUUCUCGGAGCCGAACUUCCAUGAUAACGACUACUCUGAUUCAUUCUCGUUCGAUGGCGAAGGCAUUGUCCCCCUUGUGAAAAUUACUGGCACCAGUGAUACCUCCCGGAAAGGAUCUAUCACUACUCAGGACUAUUUGAACGAGGCCACCAAAAUAAUGGAUCUGAUCAGAUCAAAAGGAAGAGGCGCCACAGGGUUGACCAGUGUGCAUGAGUCUGACGUGGAAAGCGAAGGUGAUGAUCUCAGUUAUGAUGAUGAAUCUACCCGAGAAGCAUUCUCUCGACCCCCGAGCCGAGAUGGAACAGAUCUCCGCAAGCUGAGGGAAGUCAAAGAGUUGAACCCACAGAUCCUGAAUCAUCUGAAAAAAUACCAGGAGCAAGAUGACCCUAAUGACCGAGAGAUGUCGCUGCACGCUCAGCAUGACCAGACCGAGGAUCGUUCCGAGCUUGAUGACUACAAUUCACAAAACAUCCGGAUCCAAGGACCAAGGAAGCGCAAGACUAGCGGAAUGGCCGAUGACACGGCGGAAAACAUCGCUCAGGAUCUGAUGACCAUCAACACUCAAAUGUCUGGUUUCAGCAUCAACUCCGUCCCAACAGGGUCUUCGCAGAGCUCUGGAGUCAAAGGGAUGUUGGCAUCUGAUCUGGUUUCACACUUGAUACCUAACGAGGUCAAUGGCUUCAAGUAUGACCGUGAAAGAAAUCAAUGGGUCAAAGAUGACAUGGAAGAACCAGAAGCACCGGUCUCCGAAUCCUCCGAGGAGAACGAAGAUCCAUUCAGAGACAUUCCUGAUCUCAGUGUGGAUGAGCUACAAGAGAUGAUGAGGGUGCAUAGCCAGGAUUCUCCAUCCAAGGGUGAUACCUCGGCUAACCCGGAAUUCAAGUCACGUCUAUCCUCCGCCAUGAGCACGUCUCCACGGAAGCCUGACGUUCGACCUCACACAAGAGACGGAGUGCCUUCCAUCAGUACUAGCUCAAUCCAUUCGCGGCUGACUCGCUUCACCUCAAGUGUUCCCAACACAGGAACAAGAGCUUCUUCAUGGGACACAGACGAAUAUCCCCAGCGGAAACGAUCCGCCGAACAGGAUGACCCGGCCUCCGCCUCGGCCCCGAGCCAGGAGCCGCCGGAGCCCAAACCGCUUCAAUCCCAAAGGAAGCAAGCUCGCGUCUCCACCGUCAAUCUUUCAUCAUCGCAUGGCUCCCGCCAAUCUCCCACGUCUGGACAGGAUGGCUCUCCACCUGGUACAAAUGAUGAACAUGUCUACCAUGGAAUUCCAAGUGAAGAUGCAGGCCAAGCAAGUCACGAAAGUGGUACUGUCAGAUCUUCUGUCCCUCCCACUGGACGUCAAAGCUCGGUUGCUGGACAACCGUUCAUUGGACGUCCUAUAUCAAGAAUAGAGGAAAGAAGUGAGGAGACACUCGAGGAACAGAGUAUCGUUCGCAGAAAUAACUCGCUGCAUGUUCAAGAAACACCCGCCAAAAAUGAAUCUGAUCAUCACUUGAUGCCCGUGAACAGCGCUGGGCCCGACACCAGCUACAGCUUCCAUCUCAGCCCACUUGCAGACUUUACUGUCAACCAGGGCGACCGACCUUUGAACCUUGAGAUGAGCUAUGUGGCCCAGCGCACGAAUCCCUCUUCCUUACGACAAGUGCAUGGGGCUUUCGCCUUGGCGACAGAAGAUUUGAUCAAGCACAUCACGGACGUGGAACCAUAUGAGCCCUACUGGGAACAUUUGCGUCGCCUAGACUUACGCGGCAAGGGUCUCAUUACAUUACACAAGCUGGACGAGUUCUGUCCUCGACUUGAAGACUUGGAUGUCUCUGACAAUGAUAUUGGUCAAUUGAGUGGAAUUCCCUCGACCUUGAGAACACUCAAGAUCUCCCGAAACUGCCUCUCGAAUUUGACUCCUUGGAGUCAUUUACCAAAUCUGCAAUACCUGGACGUUUCAGGGAACGACAUUGAGACAAUGGACGGGUUCUCCUGUCUGAUACACCUCAGAGAGCUGAAAGCGAACGACAAUCAGAUCCGCAAUCUUGACGGCAUCCUGGAUCUGAAUGGAUUGCUCAGCUUGAAAUUGAGCAACAAUUCUCUGCCGACAGUAGACUUUGAAGGGUCCGAGCUGACUCGUCUUCGUGACCUUGAUUUGAGUCACAAUUGCUUGACAUCUGUUCGCAAUAUUGAAUGGCUUCCUUCGCUCGCCACCCUCGAUCUGAGUGCCAACCAGAUCACCCGCCUUGACUCUACUGCUUCGCUGAUUAGUCUGCGAGCCUUGAAGCUCUCUGAUAACCGCCUGGAUGUCUUUGACGCGCAGCCCUUCGCCUCUGUCAGUCUUCUCUACCUUGACCAAAAUCACCUUCCAUCCAUCACCGGUUUGGAGCAAUGUCACAAUCUUGAGAUUCUCUCUCUUCGAGAGCAGACACCAUCUCAAGACAAGGAUAUCAACUUUGGGUUAGAGGUUGACUUGGGACUUGUAAAAGACGUCCGCAAAGUGUUCCUGUCAUCCAACCGACUUUCACCACACAGCCUUUGCCCGUCUUCCCCACUACUUCGUCUUCAGCUCCUUGAUAUCGCUGCUUGCACACUGAAGAGUCUACCUGGUGACUUUGCCUUGAGCUUCCCCAAUCUCAAGACUGAUGAUCGUUGGAAACCGUCUCUCGCGGAUGAGAAGGGUCUGCCAAAUUCUCAGUCGACUUGGACGGACCGGCAGAGGCACCGCAUGCUCUUUGCGCAAACUCGACGUUCGCGGCAAUCCCCUGACAGUUGGCUUUUACCCCCAGCGAUUACUGGAAGUGGCAAUGUGGAUCGCAAAAAGUUGAAGUCCCAAGAACAAGCAGUUGUUCGACUCCGGGGCCAUCGUGAUCUGUCCGAUGCUUUGGCAGAACUUAAUACCGAUGAUCAGAUCUCUCAUCGUGCCACCCUAGGCGACGAGAGCCAACCCGACAGAGACAUUGAAAUCAAUGACCCCUUCAUGGUCCCACUUGCUGACCCCCAAGCGGACCUGAAGUACUUAAGGCACCUUGACCAAGCUACUAGGCUGCGUCGCAGAGUUCUCGAGCUCAUGCUAUACGCUGGAACCAGCGGGUCUCUUCACACCCUUGAUGGGUUGAAUCUCCGGCCCUCACUUGGUGACGAGUCUUCGGAUAUGAACAAAGCGUGGGAUCGACUGGAGCAUCUGGGAGUUCUCCGGAGGAAAGCGAUCAAAAAUUAA